GUCAUUCCCUGCGAUCCCAGUGAACAAGUUUCCCCUGGGGUUCACCAAUUGGGUCAUCUCUCCUCUCCUUAUCUUGAAUAUAACGAACUCCAAGCUCGAUCCAUUCUCCGCGAGCCCACCGCGCUCCGUCCGACGGAAGUUCAACACCGCCACCGCCCGUACCGAUCCGUUAAUCCAAGUACAGAGCAAGCUUCACAUAUCCUAAAAUGACUCUUCGUCCUUUGUCACACUGCCUUCGCGCCCGCUGCAUUCGCCGCAGCGCUCAGAACAUCCAGGGCUUCUCCACGCGAACCAACCUCCGCGGCGGCGCCGACCACGGCGAUCACUACGACCCCCCGACUGGGUACCUCUUCGGCGUUAAGCCCGGCCAGAAGUACGUGAAGGAGGGUUGGGAGAACAUUUGGUACUACGGAUUCAUUGGCAGCCUGCUCGUUGCUGGUGUUGCAUACGUCUUCAAGCCUGACACCUCGAUACAAACAUGGGCCUUGGAGGAAGCCCGACGGAGACUGGAAGCUGAAGGUAUCCUUGAGGAUCCCCAGCGCAAGUAAACAAUGACGUCGCCCGAUUCCCGUUGUACUGUGUACAUAAAGUGAUUCAACAGGACAAUGGUCACAUCUGUCUCGGUAAAGAUGUUUCCUCUUUAGAUGGUGUUGGCUCUCUUGUAUCAUUCAAUUCGCUUUUCUUUACUUGUUCUCCACGCGCAUCUGACAUAUUGUACCAUGAACUAUUCAUUCCCACGCUUUGCUUUAGAGCUACCAGAAGGGAAAGAAACUCUACCAAUAGACGUCUUCAGGCUAUUGAAAAGUUGCCUCAAUUGAAAUGACUGGAGUUGUAAGGCGUGAUU
This is a messenger RNA of Aspergillus nidulans FGSC A4, 844 nucleotides long. RefSeq lists its product as uncharacterized. The transcript is spliced from 2 exons. Lineage: Eukaryota; Fungi; Ascomycota; Eurotiomycetes; Eurotiales; Aspergillaceae. The coding region runs from base 207 to 548 and encodes 113 amino acids. The record is from RefSeq and is a predicted model, not a curated record. Gene Ontology annotation, cellular component: mitochondrial inner membrane.